GGAAGAAAAAACAUUGGAGAGAGCAAAACUCACAGAGAACGACCUUUUAACAAGGAUACUUGAAAUGGGGAUUUGUUGCCAUGUUUGGGCAGAAGUACUCCAACUCCCCUGACAAUGCACAGAAGCUGCAGUCUUGAUGAACAGACUGUGUAAAACGACCAUAGUCAGUCUGAUGAAAACUUUCAUCACAAGUAUCAUAACCUCCUGAUCAGAGGAGUCUUUGGUUCCAGUAUGGAAACCCCAACACAUUCUGGGAAAAAUCAAGGCAGGACAGCUGUUUCAUCUAACCGUCCAAUGGACACAAAGGACUGGAAUAAAGAGCAUGUGAGAGAAUGGCUACUUGAGAUAAAUGUGAACAGAGAAGAGGCAGAAUUGUUGUAUAGUCAGGGAGUUAAUGGAGCUGAUCUUCUUCAUUUGGAGAAGACCUAUCUUAUAGUGCAACAAAUGAAAUCAGAUGCAGUAGAAAUGAUUAUUCAGCACAUUAAUCUUUUGAACCCAAAGACUCAACAGCUGAACAAAACGGUGAGGUGGCCAAGCAUGAAGCCCUACCCCUUCAAAAGACAUGAUGCCGCUUACAGGUACAUUGAAAAAAGCAUUCUAGAUGUGACAGAAACCGGUCCUAAAGACCUCAUUCAGCCCUGUCAUGAAUUCAAAGGCUUCACCAACACAACAGAGGAGAAGAGAAUGAAGAAAUUCACUGAUGAGGUGAUUCGAUUUGCAGCAGCUUGUAUGAACAGCCGCACUAAUGGCACCAUUCACUUCGGAGUUUCAGACGAUCCACACGGACAAAUUUUGGGUGUGGACAUCCCAAAAACAGAUGAGUUUGAUGAUCGACGCAAAUAUGCAAUUGUAAGACAUUUCAAUCCAGAUAAAGUUCAGAUAGCAAAGAUGUGCAUUAAACCUCCUCGAUUUGUUGAAGUUCUCAAAGCAGACAUGACACCCUCUGGAAAAUAUGUUAUUGAGGUGGACAUAGAGCCGUCAUCUAUAAUCUGUGAAGGCCAUCGCUUUCACACUAACAAUGUGAAGAUAAAUGAAGAUGAGAUGCAACAGCCCACAGCUGGAGAGAAGAAGAAGAAGAAUAAAGGUGACAAGUCUUUCUACAUAAGAGACGGAAGCAGCAGCAGGAACCUCAUUACAGCUAAACCCUCAAAGGAGUUUGAGAAAUAUAUCACAGACAUGUCAGAGAAGGACAGCUGGAGGAAAGAUGCUGAAGAAAAGCAUCUCUCUGUUGUCAAAACGUAUGCACAGGGCUCUGAACUCAGACAUUUGAUAACAGGAGGGGCUACAUCUAUGGACAUAUCAAACUUUACAUCAUACAUUGUGGUGGCCAACAAGUCUCAUCCUGUUCAGCUGGAAAGCAUGGACUUCCUUCUUCCUAUGAAUCUAUUGGGUGUUUUGGACUUUGAUCCACAAUCCGCUGAGAAUGGCUUGAGGAAGCUUUUUCAAGAGAGAAAGGGGCAUCAUGUUUUACCGGCUACAGGUACACUUGAAGACACUGCAGGCAGCUUAAAGCUGGCUAAAUCCAGAAGCUGGGUUUUCUGUAAUGGAGGAAUUAAUGGCGAAACCCAGUCUGAUGAUGAUAAUUGGAUGACAGAGAAAGGAUUCUUAGUGGAAAAUAAAGUUUCUUCCCUGUGCCAACAAGAGAUACCUCACAAGUUUCUUGUCGUUUUCUUGCUAUUAAGUCAAGUUAAAGAUGGGAAAGACAUUUUGCUGGAGACCUUUAAUAUGUUUUUACAGAAGCUUGGAGGACAAAACCAAAUCUUAUGCAUCUGUGACAAUGAAGCAACAUACAACUACUGGAGGGAUCUCAUUAGGGGCCGAUAUAACGUCGACAUCUUAAAAUGCAUUUACGACCUGAGCUUUGCUGAAGUCAAUGGCACUGUGCUCAGCCUGUGGUCUAAAGACCGCAAAAUAAAACGGUUUCUGCCUUGUGGUGGCGGCAGCAAUGUUGUGCUCUAUAAGAUAACAGAGGAACGCUUAAGUUUGCUGAGUAUUCUUUGUGUGAACCAGUGUGAAGGAGAAAAUGAGGAUCAAAAACUACAUGAGGAGAACUUUUACAAGGGAGGAGAGGCAACUUGGUGGAACUUCUACUACUCAGAACAGCGUCAGAGACAGAACAAGCCAGUUUCAGUCAUUAAACGGGACAAGUUUGACCACAUAGUCAAUACUCUUAUUCCGAAGAUGCUGAAUGAGAAAAGAGCUUGUGCGUGUAUCAACAUCUUCCAUAUGGAAGGCUGUGGUGGCACUACACUGGCCAUGCAUGUUCUGUGGACACUCAGGGAUGAGUUUCGUUGUGCGGUGCUGCAGGACUCAACAGAUGAUUACACAGCAGAAGCAGCUAAACAGAUAGUACAAUUACUAACAUAUAAGGCAAAAGGGAAAGCUACACGACUUCCUGUAUUGCUCAAGACAGAGUUUCAACACUAUGGGAAUGUACAAAGACUUCAAGAUCAAAUUGAGAAGGAAUGUUUAAACCAGGAUGUUUUUUCAAGAAGUCCACAAGUCAUUAUUGUCAACUGCAUCAGAGUGGAUGCCUGUAGACACAUUGAAGAUGCUGGCAAUGCAGUUUUCAUUCCACAGUACUUGUCUGAAAGGGAACGAAAACUAUCUGAAGAAAAGCUGAAGGAGUUGAAGGAGACCAACUCUGAAACAGUUUACUCGAACAUGUUCAUGACCCAAUUUUCAUUGAAAUGUAUUCAGGAUGUUGUGAAAGAGACACUGAAGGGCUUCAACUUUAAACACAAGCAUGCUCAGCUUUUUGCUAUUCUUGUCCUCUUGAACAUCUACCGGAGAAACGCAGUGCUGUCAGUCUCUACAUGUCAAGAGGUUCUUGGUUUGCCAACAAAAGCUAAGGUUGAAGAUGGAUUUGAGGUGUUUUCCACUCUUUUGAAAAGAUGCACAGUUUUUUGCGAAGUUCCCAUUGUAGGCAUGACGGUAAUUCACUCAUGUAUAGCUGAGCAAUGUUUAAAGGAGCUUUCAGAUACUUAUGGAGUGAGUAAGGCAGAAAUUGCUAACCUUCUUCUCACAACUAACUCCUUUUAUGACAGCAGUCCAGGCCAAGAAAAACUACUGCAGGAUGUUCACAUCAUCUUUGUGAGGAGGCAACAUUCAGCCACAGAUAAAGAUGUCUUAUUUUCACCUCUUAUCCAAGAUAUCAUGAAAGAAACCCCAGGGAUGGAAGAGACUGUUCUUCUCAAUGUAGCGGAGCUUCUCAAAAAUGAUGCAAUGAUGUUUCAGCUCCUUGCCAGGUAUUACAUUAAAAAACAGGACUUUACCAAGGCCAUGGACUGGGCAAAGAAGGCCAAAGAACACUCAAUGGGCAAUUCAUAUCUAUGUGAUACAGUACCUCAGGUACUUAUGUGUGAGCUUGAGUAUGCUUUUGAUGAAGACAAAGACGAUCCCAUCAAGCAAGACAGUCUCGAUAGGCUUCUGACACUGGCUGAGUCUGCUACUGAAGCUUGCAAAGAAACACAGAAAACUGCAAUAAAAGAAGCCGAAGCUCGACUAGAAAGCGAAGAUGAUUCUGAAACCUACAACACUGCAGGCCAUCUCAGUCACCUUCAAACUGCAGGUACAGUUAUAAAAAUCCUGCAAAAGAUGCCGCUAUUUAACUUAAAAGACACUCGCAACAACUGCCUCAGUCAAGUCCUCAUGAGUAAAAUUACUAUUGAAGAUUUGCUCAGCAAGAAUCCCAGACUUAAGCCGUACUACCCGGUAUUGCUAAAGCAUAAGAGAUAUCUUCUUCAACUAAAAGAGAGGAUGAAGGAAAAUUUUAUCUUUCUUAACAAUUUUCUUGUCAAUUUAGUUCCAUUUUUUGCUGAGAAAGACAAACAAAAAGAACUGACAAUGCACAGGAUGUCCAAGUACUUUCAACAGUACACUGACCUCUUUUGUGACAUUAAUUGGGGUGAGCUGAUCAAUAACAAGCACGUAAAUAGCAUGGCUAAAAUUGAGCAGACACGCCAAUGUCUGGAGAAGAACAAGGGAGAUUCCUACACAGGUCUUCUGGAGCAAUUAUAUCAGGACAACUCUGCAUCAACUCUUGAAGAGAUCAUCCAGCAGUAUCGUUUCAUUGCUAGAUUACAAAGGGAUCAACCCUUGAUGGACACAGUCAACUUUAUAUAUGCCAAUGUAAUUCUGGCCAACAUCAAACCUGAAUCUCAGUUCAUCAUGCCUUACCCACACCUUUGUGAAUUACUACCUCAUAUAAACAUACAACCCGCAUCUUUCAGUGAGAUCCUGCCAUUGCACUACAUCACAAUUUUAUUGUUAUGGGAAGAGGGGAAUGUUGCAUUGCCAGCAAUUGUGUCACAAAUGAAGGCAUCAUAUUUCACUGAACUGAAUCCUGUGUCUAAUGGAAAAAAAGCAGCAGUCCACUUUUACCUAGGGAAAUAUGAGGGUUAUGCUGGCCUGAUAUCCCAGAGAGAUAUUAACUGCUGUUUAGCACCAGGGCAGGACAUCGCAACUCAGUGGGAUGAUGAAAGUAUAUGGAACAAAGUGAGAGACAGUGAAAAACUUCUCAGAGUUUCUGGUGAAAUUCGGGAUGGCUUUAUCAGUGUUGCUGGCAUCAUGGUUGAUCCGAUGUUCAGAAGCCAGAUAUAUAAAGAAUCUGGCACGAAUGUGAAUUGCUUCAUCGGCUUCUCAAUGAAUGGACCAGUCGCACUUGACAUUGACUUUGAGUAAAAAGCUCAAAAGCUUGAUCUCACAGGGAUACAGAACACAAAUGGGAAACGUUUUUGAUUUCCAAUAUAAAGUCCUGUAGCUGUUCUCAUUUUUAGUUUGCUUCUUCGUCAUAUCUGACACACAACAGCUAAUAUAAAUCAUCGAUCACUGGUGUUCAUGUUUUUAAACUUAGUUUGUAAUGUGAAUUUCCUAAAAACAGGACAGUGGCCGCAAAUAUAUAGACUUCCAGAGAGAGCCUGCAUGAACAAAUGCUGUAUUUCACUGAAACUGGGAUUUCUUAUGUUUCUUUACUUGCAUUGAUGAUUGUAUUUUACCAAUAAAUUGAUAGUUCAUUUA
Danio rerio (zebrafish) is the source of this 5019-nucleotide messenger RNA. Lineage: Eukaryota; Metazoa; Chordata; Actinopteri; Cypriniformes; Danionidae. The record is from RefSeq and is a predicted model, not a curated record.